AUGUGUUGUGUCAUGUGGGAGGAAGUGGUGGAAUACAACGAGGAGAUUACUUCUCUCCUUAGUAAUUUAGUGUCUUCCCCUGCUCCUUUGAUUGAAGACCCAAUACCAGUUAUAAAGCCAAGAUAUGUCCAACAUUUGAUGAAAAAGGCAGAGCAGAGACAGGAAGAACACGGGGUUGUUUAUGAGAGAGCUCUGUCUGCCCAACAAAGAAGCAUAGUACUGGUUAAGUUGCAGUGCAAGAUUAAGCUGGACUCUAUGCAAUUCAGAACAAAUUGCAGUGAAAGAUCAGAGAGAGAGGGGUGA
Molecule: messenger RNA, 303 nt
Organism: Eruca vesicaria subsp. sativa (arugula)
Lineage: Eukaryota; Viridiplantae; Streptophyta; Magnoliopsida; Brassicales; Brassicaceae
Source: the annotation of a GenBank genome assembly